AUGAACAACCAAAGCGACAACGCAGGAUGGGGCAGUGUCGUCAAGUCAAUUGAUGGACACAUGUCCCAAGAAGACAUGAACGGCUUCGACGAGUCACAGCGCAAGGUCCGAGAAGUCAUCAGUUUCCUCGAAGCUAUGGAAGCAAAAAACGAGGCUCCUAGGAAGCCCAGUGAGCUAUCUCGCUCUGUUACAGAGCUGCGCAAGAACAUGCAGCAGGCCGUUGCGCUCUUCCAAGAUCCGAAGCAUACGCCUCUCAGGGUUACUGAUACCAUGUACGAUAACAUCGACAAAGCCAAGGUCGUACUCACUGAUGGCUGUACAAUUGGUCUAGUCACUCCUCAAGGCAUUGGCGAAGCAUUGCACGAUUACGGCAAGGGCGAUGUAAUUGACCUUAGCAAGGAGACUGCAGCAAUGAUGGCAAACAUGCACAAGAUCCGCCGGGCUAGAGGUAUCAACAUGACGGACAUUACUCGCCGAAGCAACCGCACUACUGAGAGCGUCUCUGCAGUGCAGGUUACCGUUACUUGGCUUGAGGACGAUGACUUCCGGGUUUGGGAUAGCGAGGACGCUCGCGACACAAGCGGAACCUUCGGGUCUCGCGUCUGGCACGACUAG
Messenger RNA from Parastagonospora nodorum SN15, 615 nucleotides. RefSeq lists its product as hypothetical. The record is from RefSeq and is a predicted model, not a curated record. Lineage: Eukaryota; Fungi; Ascomycota; Dothideomycetes; Pleosporales; Phaeosphaeriaceae. The coding region runs from base 1 to 615 and encodes 204 amino acids. The transcript has 2 exons.